Messenger RNA from Microplitis demolitor, 8030 nucleotides. RefSeq names its product leucine-rich repeat serine/threonine-protein kinase 1 (gene Lrrk). Bases 402 to 7811 code for a protein of 2469 amino acids. Lineage: Eukaryota; Metazoa; Arthropoda; Insecta; Hymenoptera; Braconidae. Gene Ontology annotation, molecular function: protein kinase activity; protein binding; ATP binding. Gene Ontology annotation, biological process: protein phosphorylation. The transcript is spliced from 2 exons. The record is from RefSeq and is a predicted model, not a curated record.
UCUACCGCGCGGUGAUCAAAAAAAAAUAAAUUGUCUAAUUGUCAUUAAUUUUGACGUUUAAAUUUUUAAAAAAACUCAUUGUUUAAAAACAAAUUAUUACAGUGAAUAAAACAAUAAAAUAUAAUAAUGACAAGUUAGUGUAUUGUUACUAUUGUUAUUAUAAAUUAAAAUAACACUUUUUAUUUUUAAUUGGAGUUAAUAUAUACGAGUAAUUAAAUAAAGGUAAUGAAAGUUAAAAACAGAAAUGAUUUUCACUGAUAAGUUUACUGUGAGAUUAAACUUCUUGUUAAAAUCAUCAGUUAAAGAUUCAAAGUAUCAAGAAAUCACGUAAGCACUAGUCAUUUUUUGUUAUAAAAAAUGAAUUUUAAAUAAAUAAUUUUAUACAAUUCAAAAAAAUAACAAUGGAAGAUUACACGCCAGUAGACGAAGAUUUUCCAGGUCGUUUGUUGCACCAGGCAGCUCUCUGGGACAACGCCGAGCUCCUGGAGGAUUUACUGAAGGGUGAGCAUGCCCAGUAUAUCAACAGUCAAGAUUCCUGGGGUCGCGCUCCGCUGCAUGCUGCCGCGAUAACCGAAAACUCAAGAUGUCUAGGAGUAUUAUUAGCAGCAGGUGCUAAUCCGAAUAUUCCUUGUGGUCCUCGUGGUCAGUAUCGGACUCCUCUUCACGUUUGCACCGAGCACGGACAUUCUGUAAAUAUUAAAAAGCUAUUAGAGUACAAUGUUAAUCUUAAUGUUACUGAUAAUAAUGGAUUAAGUCCUCUAGCAAUCGCUGAAAAAAAUAAUGAUGAAAUUUGCAUUAAUUUACUGGUAAAAGCUGCUGAGAAAUAUUUGCUAGCACGUGCUGCCACUCAUUCAUCACUGAGAUCAGCUUGCAUCCAAGGUGAUACCGUAUCAGUUAGAAAUAUUAUUCAAAAUAAUUCAGAGUAUUUUGAAUGCAUUGUUAAUAUGGCGCCAAAUGGUGCUAAUACUUUACUAUUUAUAGCCUCUGAAAUGGGUCACAAAGAUAUCGUAAGACUGCUGUUAGACAAUGGAGCCGAUUGUCGCAGUCACCCUGUCACCAAAUACUGUCCGCUUUACAUCGCUUGCUACAACGGUAAAUUAGAAAUAGUCGAUUUACUACUACGUCAUUUUCCAAAACAAAUUCAGUCAUUGACCGUGGAAAGAUGGCUGCCAAUUCAUGCAGCAGCUAUCAAUUCACAUCAUUCUGUUAUUGAUUUACUGCUGAAAUUUGAAUAUCCCCAGCAUCUUCUCACCCGUUUCAAAGAUCCGUCCAGUGAAUUUGAAUACGAAAUGCCAUUCGACAUAAACACCCAAGACGUUACUGGUCAGAAUGUUUUGUACAUCGUCAGUAUGCUCGGUAAUAUAAAAAUUGUCGAAGCUCUUCUUAAUUAUCGGGUUAAAUCCAGGAAAAUAAAAACUGAUGACAUGAAUAAUAGUCAGCCUGUGUCAAUUUCUAAGCGCAGAAUAUCAAGUGGGAUCCAGCGGCUGAUGUCUAGUCUCAAUUUCCGUAGUAAAAAUAGCGAAAAGAAAGACGAUAAUUUGAUAUCGCCAUUUAAUUUAGAUAUUUAUUGCAAUAAUAAUACUGAGACGGCCCUUCAUGCUGCUGUAAAAGCGGGACAUACUGAGGUCGUCGGAGCACUGCUUCAAGCAGGAGCUAAUCCAAAUUUACCGAUUAAAAUAAAUGAUAACUGUAUUAGCAAUAGUAGCACUGAAAGUAAUGACUCGUGUAAUAAUACAAGUGCGCUGACAAUCGCUUGUCAAAAUCGUGAUAUAAAGAUAACAGAUUUAUUACUUAAAUACGGUGCGGUUGAUAACGAUUGCAAAGCAUUAAAAAUAGCUGCUCAGAAUCGUGAUGAAGUUCUUACUGCUAAAUUAUUGUCGAUAAAAGCCCAUCCAGACCCUGAGUAUAAAAUUAAUAAAAAGGCAAUGACUGAAGGCACACAGACGUCACAUUUCUCAGCGUUAUCUAGUUUUGGUAACGUAACUUAUCCAUCAUUAUUUCCAAACACACCGACGAUGAUUAAUUGGCAUAAUCAGCAGUGUCGACUUUCACAAAUUCGUAGCCAAUGGCUCAUUGACGCGGUCCUUAAUGUCAAUAAAAAAUUAAAUGUUAAAAAUAAUGAUUUGGUACUUUAUGCAAUAACACGAAUAGAUAUUUCGCACAAUUCAAUAACGACGGUGCCAUCAUUAAUUUUUUAUUUACAAAGUUUGAAAUAUUUAAACAUGGCACAAAAUAAGAUAGACAAUUUGACAGCUGAAUCAAACAACCCGCGUGAUAAAUUGUGCCCGGUAUUGGAAGAAAUAUAUUUACAAGACAAUCGAUUGGAGAUGUUGCCUAAUUUUUUGAUGAAUUUACCAGGACUUGAGAUAAUGGACGUGUCUAACAAUAAAUUGCAGUGUCUGCCGGAUAAUCUUUGGCAGGCGCCAAAAUUGAAAGAGUUGAAUGCGUCUUUUAAUCUGCUGCGGGAUUUGCCCAGUCAGGCGUCACAGAAUAUAUCGCGACGAGUGCAGCGAGAUGAUAUAUUGAGCAAUAGUCCGAGUAGCCGUAGCAUCAAUUCACAAAUGGGUUUAUCGCAUGAAGACUCAACGGAAUUUGAAUCUUUUAUCAAAUUAGCAAACGCUCAGAUAAUCGAACUAGAAAGACCUCAUGUUUGGACUGAAUCUGUUCAAGUAACUGAGAAAAUAUCUGACGACACCGAACCGGGAACUCGUUCAGUUCUUACGUCACUUAAUUUGGCGCACAAUUUAUUUAAUAGCAUUCCUGUGGCUCUGCCAUGCCUGGCUGUAAAUUUGGUGCGGCUCAAUAUGGCGUACAAUUCAUUGCGUUCGAUGAGUCAUAUAACUUCUUACCCCGCUAGUUUGAAACAACUUGAUCUGUCAAACAAUCAAAUAUCCUGCUGGCCAAGUUUGCCCCAAGUCGACGACGCCGAUGUUAUGGAACAGGCGACCACCGCUUGCUAUUGUCCGGCAACAAAUAUCCAGUCCCCCAUGGUAUCAAAUAAUCGACAGACGACGACUUCAUUGAGAGACGUAGUUCUGAUGUCUGUCUGCACUCACCGACGACACCUGAGGCUUGAAAAUUUACGAACUUUAGUUCUAGCAAACAAUUUGUUAACGCGGAUCCAACUGACGUCAGUCGAUGACGGCGAGUCGCCGAAUGUAGAAGAAGAAAGUAUUGAUAGAGACACUAAAAUAGCGUACUCUGGUUCAAAACUCUAUUUACUUUUUCCGAAUGUCAGUAUGCUGGAUGUCAGUAGCAAUCAAUUAAAAGAAAUUCCUCAUAAUAUUUAUGAGCUAAACAAUUUGUCGGUGUUAAAUAUCAGUGGGAAUGUUGACAUUACCGAGCUGCCACCGCAAAUGGGUCUUUUGUCACGCCUGUGGAAUUUGAAUACUCAAGGCUGCCGAUUGCAGGAGCCUUUGAAAUCAAUGAUUGAAUCUAAAAAGUACAAAACAAUGGACGUUGUCGGUUACCUCAAGUCAGUAUUAGAGGAUGCUAAACCCUAUGCCAGAAUGAAGCUUAUGAUCGUUGGUAUACAGGGAAUUGGAAAGACGAGUUUACUUGAACAAUUGCGCCAAGAAGGCGAGGUUCCUAAUAAAAAAAAGUCAUCCGAACAUUGGACCAAAAGGAUGGGAAAUAAAAACAUAAAUACUAAAACAGCUAAAGGCACAACUAUUUCGACUGUCGGAGUUGACAUCGGAGACUGGAUUUACGAGAAAAAAGUGCGCGGGCAAUCAUCUCACGGUCCGGUUUACUUCAGGACUUGGGAUUUCGGUGGUCAAAAGGAGUACUAUGCAACCCAUCAGUAUUUUUUAUCAAAACGUAGCCUUUAUAUCGUCGUCUGGCGGAUAAUCGAUGGCCUGAAAGGCAUAAAUGAAAUUUUCCAGUGGCUCGUAAAUAUACAAAGUCGCGCCCCAAACUCCCCAGUUAUUAUCGUUGGCACACAUUACGACGUUUCGAAUGACCAAAGCGAGUCACUGCAACAGUACAUCCGUGAAAAGUUUAUAAAUGUUGUCGAUGCUGAAAAAUGCGGGCUGCCAAAAGUUAUGGAAACCAUUGAAAUAAGUUGUAAAACUCGGCACAAUAUUAAGAUGCUCUGCAAUCUUAUCUAUGAUGUUGUGUUUAGUCUAAGAUCGCCAGGAAGUAAAGAGUUGUUACUUGAACAACGCGUGCCUGCUAGUUAUCUUGCCCUUGAAGAUGUCGUAGUUCAACUGGCGCAUGACAGAAAACUUUCUGGUUGCGAUCCAGUUCUGAAAGCUGAUCAGUAUUACGCAGCUGUAAAUAAUGAACUGCAUAAACUCCAUAGAUCAUUUCGAGAUCCCGCGGAAUUGCAUCAAGCGACGCUUUUUCUUCAUGAAAACGGGAUAAUUUUACAUUACGAUGACGCGACACUUCGUGACUUGUAUUUUCUUGACCCUCAGUGGCUCUGCGAUAUGUUGGCUCAUGUCGUAACGAUCCGCGAAAUAAAUCCAUUUGCCAGGUGCGGAAUAAUGAAAUUAGAUGAUAUCCAACAUGUCUUCAAAUCAUCAACGAUAUCCUCAACAGACACGCAAGGCUACAUUGUAAGUCUGUUAAAUAAAUUCGAAGUCGCUCUCACUUGGGACUAUCGGACUCUACUGAUACCGACUCUGUUACCGACGGAGGAAGACAUUUUGCGCAAUAAUCAGUUUAUUAAAAUUCCUGUUAAAACAAGAAGCUGGCAUAUAAGAUCGAAAAAAAUAACAACGCCGACAAUGCCCUCACCUUCGAUUUCAAUAGAUAAAAAUAAUAAAACAAACUGUUCGCUGACUUCCAGACCACAGCCAGACUGUUCGGUAACACGCUUACUGCUGAUGUCAUACUUUCCAAGUGGUUUUUGGUCUCGACUUAUUACUAGGAUACUCGCGGACGAUGCUAUUGUAGAAAUAGUCAUGUCAUUUAUAACUCCAUUCAAACAAGUUGUUGAUGAAAACAUAUUUUCUGCGCUGACGGACACCCACGCAGAAUGGGUCCUAUGGCAAACAGGUCUUGAGUUGCGUUAUGCAGGUAUCACUUUAUUGAGACUUAAAGAAGUCAAUUAUAAUUUAAAAAAUACACCCUAUGAUUAUCGGCAGUUUAAAUUUAAACUGAAGCAAGACGGAAUUUGGUGUACAGUUGACCUCAAAAAUUCGGCUAUUCUUGAGAUCUGGUUUCCAGUUGACACUUUGGUGAUAAAACAGCCGAUAUUGUCUGGGUCUAUCGACGAUGAACCGAUAGGUUACCAAGCUAUUGUUGUUGAGCCACGACCAGAAAGUAUGCCUCAGAUGUUAGCUUUGAUCGUCGAUCAUAUUGAUAUUUUACUGGAAGACUGGUACCCAACACUGGGAACUCGAUUCGUUCAUACUUCCGAAGGAAAGUUACUUGUUACACGAUUGAUACCUUGCCCACGCUGUCUUCUAAACAAUGGAGAUCACGAAGGAGAGACUAGUGAUCAAGAACAUCCAUCUGAAGACAUUCCCAAGUAUUAUAUGAACAACAGAGAGAGACAGAGUCAGGACAGUUAUAAAUCGGACGGUGACAGUGGCGUUGGUUAUGAUAGUUCGACAUCGAGUAGAAUGCCAUCGCUUGAAGGACAUCCCGAUUUAAUACGACAGUAUCCUAAGCCUGAAGGUAUACUCGCUUACUCAUGGAUGGUUGAAGAGUGUAUACUUUCAGCUUACAGCAACAAAACAAUAGCCUGCCCAAAGCAUUUGGAUAUUCCGCUUUCUCACAUAGCACCCGAUAUUAUCUUUAUGGAUCUCGGCGCUAAGCAUCUCAUUAAGCCAGAAGACAUUAAACGCGGAAGAAUGUUGGGUCGUGGCGCAUUUGGUUUUGUAUUCAAAGGUAAUUGUCGUGCUCCAUGUAGUACUGGUAGAAUAGACGUGGCGAUGAAAAUGCUCCAACCAGUACCGCCAGGCCCGAAUUCAAAACCGUCAGCUGUGUUGGCUUACAAAGCAGCGCAGAGCAAGUGGGAUCGUGAUCCACUUCAGUAUGCCUGCAAGGCCUAUUGUACAGCAAGACAGGAAUUGAAUAUUCUGUUGACUUUAAGGCACGUAAAUAUAGUACCCCUUGUUGGAAUAGUCAUAAGUCCUUUGGCUCUUGUACUAGACCUUGCGCCCGAAGGUGCUUUGGACAAUGUGUUAAAAAAUUACCGACGUUCUGGUGCUAAACUAGAUCCUUACACUCUUCAGUCAAUUAUACUACAAGUUGCCAAAGCAGUCGAGUAUCUUCAUCAGCAGCAUGUUAUUUACAGAGACCUAAAGUCAGAAAACGUACUAGUCUGGCAGAUGCCUCUGCCUUUUGCUGAGUAUCCUGAGCAGCAUAAUGUUCAUGUUAAAGUUGCUGAUUAUGGUAUAUCUCGGUUAACUUUACCGUCCGGUGCCAAGGGAUUCGGUGGUACCGAAGGUUUCAUGGCACCGGAGAUAAUAAAAUAUAACGGUGAGGAAGAAUAUACAGAGAAAGUCGAUUCGUUUUCAUUUGGAAUGUUCAUAUAUGAGCUUGUCACACUAAGGCAGCCAUUUGAGGGACAUGAAGCUGUUAAAGAAUGCAUAUUAGAAGGAGGUAGACCUCCAUUGACAUUUCGUGAGACUCUUUAUCCGUGUUAUUUAUUAGAUCUUAUGGUUAUUUGUUGGGCACAGAAUCCGAAAGAUCGUCCUACAGCUAGUCAGAUAGUAUCAAUAGCAUCUGCGCCGGAAUUUACUCAUCUUAUUGAUGUUACACUACUUACUGAGAGAACUCACGUGACGGCAAUAACUGCAACCUCACGUUUAUUGGAUGACAAUAUAAAUGGUGAUGAGAUAUGGCUGGGACACAACAACGGAGAAGUUGAUAUGCUAUUGGGGACGGAAAAAGGUUGGUUACAACACGUGAGAAUAGAAACACCCGUUAUUCCUUACGCUAUGUGUGGCGUUGAUGGUUACAUCUGGAUAGGAGACAAUGCUGGACAAAUACACGUUUAUCUAGGAAGUAACUUUGGUUGUGUGGGAAGUUAUAAUCUUGAACCGGAUCAUUAUAGUGACUCCAAGGUCGUUGGUUUAAUACAUCUUGAGCAGCUUAAACAAUUUGCUGUAGCAUUGUACAGCGGUAAAAUAUACUUACUUACUAAUAAUUUUACGCAGAUGAAAAAAACUGAAAUUGAAACUAAAAUUGUUGAUAAUAUUAAAACUUAUUCGCUGACUGCUGUUUAUCGUCGAAGACGGAUACUGGAAUUAUGGACUGGGCAAAGUUUUGGUAGAAUAACAAUAUAUGUUUUAAAGGAUGGUAAUUUAGUGGACACGUGUGAAUUGAUUCAUAUGUCAAAUGAAACGGCAAGUAAAAAUUUAUUUGCUACUUAUUUAUUGAGCGCGGAAAAUUCAGUCCUCAGUUACACUUAUCCUGGAUGCAUUGUUUACCAGUGGGAUGUUGAAACACGUCAGAUUAUAAAUAAAUUAGAUAUGUCUAAAUUAGUACCGUGCUCAGAAAGUCUAAAGUCUAUUUCAAUAGAAGAAAAUUUAACUACAGAACGCUGCCAAGUCACGGCACUGGAGGCAUGCAUUAAUCAACUUUAUAUUGGUACUACGUGGGGAUGUAUUGCCGUUGCUGAAUGUAAUUCUUUGAGACCAAUUACGGUUUUCAGGCCGUUUGAGGGUAAAGUGUGCCAAAUAGUUGCAUUAAAAUCAACUGACAAGAAAAAAUUGUCAUUGGCUACUGUCGGACAAGGAUACCGUAGUUUAAUUUCACGUUACACUGACUAUCCAUUGGAUUGUUUAGUUGCUGAAGAUUUAAAACAUAAUAUGUAUACUUUACUUUGGAGAUCGGAACAUUGGUCAGCUGCGUAAUAAAUCAAUUAAUUACUCAUCGAUCUCAACAUUAAAUAUCAAAUAUUAAAUAUGACGAUUAUCUACAAUAGAUAUUGAUAUAUUGAUAAUGAUAACGAAUAUUAAUCACGAUUGAAUUGUUACCAGGAGUGCUUUAAGGUGCAAAAGUUCAAUAUUAUUAUUAUGAUUAUUAUUAUUAAAUAAACAUUUUUAUAUAUUAGGGGACAUUCAUAAAAUACG